AUGGCUGUGGAAUUCGGUGACCAAGGCAGCGGGUUCCGCCACAACGAGGUGAUCAGGUUCAUCAACAACGAGGUCCUCAGUAAUGGCGGGGGGCCCGACUUCUACCUGGCCUUCCGCGCCCGGCCCUGGAAUGAGGUGGAGGACCGGCUCCGGUCUAUCCUGGCCGACCCGCAGGUACCCCGCCCGGUCAAGAGGGCGUGCACCUGGAGCGCGCUGGCCCUGGGUGUUCGCGUGGCCGCUCGGCAGCGGGAUCAAAUGGGCCGUCGGAUCCAGCGGCUGCAGGAGCAGGUGCAGGAGCGCGAGGCGACUUCAUGGACGCUGGCGUCCGAGCUGCAGCGGGUACGUGGGGAGCGCGAGGAGGCGGGAACGCAGCUCCACUUCACCCGGGCCGCCCUGCAGCAGGCGCUGAGCGAGCGCGACGGGCUGCGCGCGCGCCUGUGCCGCAUGACGAGUUCGGCCCAGGCCGCCCCGCUGGGCCAUGAGGUGGUGCCUACACCUCUGGCUGAGCAGCAUGGCGCCGUGGCAUGGCCCCAGCAUGCAGUGAGUCCGGCCGAAGGGAUGGCCGAGGGAGCACACAGCAUGCUGCCGUCGGAGACUCAGAUGGCAGCACCCACUGCGCCUGCGGCUUUGCUUUACGUGCCCGCGUCGAGUCCCUGGGCCCACACCAUGCAACAACAGAUGCCUGUGCAGCAGCCAUACCAGUGCCAGGCUCCAUUUCCAGUGGCAUACCCAUACUCUACACCUGUGCAACCAGGAGGACUGAAUGGAGCGGUAGCCGCAGCAGCCCCAGUCCCCCAGCCUCUCCCUCAAGGCGUACAGCAACCUGGACAUUGGGGUGCAUGUGCAUGGGGGUCUCAGGAGAUGGCCGUGCCAUGGAACCAAAGUAGCUACUUCCAGCAGCAAGCCUUUUGGAGCCCUCAGGCGACAGUGUCCCUGGAGGACAGCAAGGCGCCCGAAGAAGCACCUCCAGAAUCCACUAAGAGCGAUGACGUAGUGGACAAUGCGGAGAAACUUAAGGAGAUGACUCCCCCGGAAGGUAACCAGGAUCCCAGCCGGGGGGAAGGCCCAAAGGAGCUUAAGGUGACAACUCUGCUGACAAAGAGCAAUAACAAUGACCAGGAGGCUGUUCCAGAGAUGCCACAAGUGACAGCCCCAGCCCCCCAAGGGGCCAGCAACAGCCACAGCGAGGAAGAUGUUCUGGAGAAGUUUCAGAUGAUGACCCUACUCAGCGCUGAAAAGAAUUCCGAGAAUCCUCAAGGGACAGCCACCUGUAAGGGCAAAAGGAGCCCUGGUGGAAAAGAAGGCACAAAGAAACCGCAGCCUCAGGGGCAAAAAGUCACCAAGCAAACGAAAGUGAAAAAAGGCUCAGAAUCCGAGCAACCCAGCAGCAUUCAAAGAAAUUGGGGUUGCCAGUGGUGCAGAGCAGUGAAUUUUCCGUGGCGCACGGCCUGUUAUAAAUGCAAGAGAACCAGCAUGCUGGGUGACUGA
Molecule: messenger RNA, 1488 nt
Organism: Elephantulus edwardii (Cape elephant shrew)
Lineage: Eukaryota; Metazoa; Chordata; Mammalia; Macroscelidea; Macroscelididae
Exons: 1
Coding region: 1-1488 (495 amino acids)
Source: RefSeq, a predicted model, not a curated record